Galeopterus variegatus (Sunda flying lemur) is the source of this 1811-nucleotide messenger RNA. Its product is annotated as zinc finger protein 248-like. The coding region runs from base 217 to 1761 and encodes 514 amino acids. Gene Ontology annotation, biological process: regulation of transcription by RNA polymerase II. The record is from RefSeq and is a predicted model, not a curated record. NCBI's taxonomy places the organism in Eukaryota, Metazoa, Chordata, Mammalia, Dermoptera, Cynocephalidae. The transcript is spliced from 6 exons. Gene Ontology annotation, molecular function: RNA polymerase II cis-regulatory region sequence-specific DNA binding; DNA-binding transcription factor activity, RNA polymerase II-specific.
AGGAGCAGGAAUCCCACCUGGGAGAACCCCAGUCUACCCAGAUACAGCACACCACAGCUGCAGGGCAGAGGUCUAAGAAACAGAUACAUGCUGUAUGUGCUUGCUCUGAAGCGGUUCCCGAUCCUUCUGCACUGAAUAACAUCACCACACUUGAGGUUGCCAAGAACUGUAGCUCUGCCUUUGCAGUUCUCUGAACUUUUCCAGGAGCAGAAGAAAAUGAACAUAUCUCAGGGAUCAAUGUUGUUUGAGGAUGUAUCUGUGCACUUCACCCAGGAGGAGUGGCAGCUACUGGACCCUGUUCAGAGGCUCCUGUACAGGAAUGUGAUGCUGGAGAACUACAGGCACCUGGUGUCACUGGGGCACUGUGUUACCAAACCUGAGCUGAUAUUCAAGUUAGAGCAAGGAGAAGAACCAUGGAUGUUGAAAAGAAAACUGCCAAAUCAGGGACGCUCAGAAGUCCAGAAAGCCAAUAACAUGAAAGAAAGAAGCCAGAGAAAUGAAGACAAAUACUUGAUGCAAGCUUUAUUUUUCAACAGCAAAACACUGAUUAAGGAGAGAAGUAAGACCCUAAAAGAAUCAUUUAAUAUGGCCACAAACCCAGUGCCCUCGAGAAAAAUCUCCCAUAAAUUUGACUCAUUUGGAAUAAGCCUGAAAAAUGUUUCAGAAUUAAUUAUUAGUGAUAAAAACCACAUAAGAACAAAGUCUGAUGAUUUCAGUGGAUGUGGGUUCCUUGAAACUAAACAUGAGAAAACUCAUACAGGGAACAAACCCUGGGAGAAACACUAUGAGUGUAAUAAAUUUGGAAAAUCCGUUAGCAAGAAGUCAAACCUUACUCAGCAUCAGAGAACUCACACUGCAGAAAAACCCAGCAAGUGUAAUGAUAGUAAAAUAACCUUAAAGAAGGAAUCACAUCUUACUCUCAAUCAGAGAAUUAACACAAGAGAGAACAACUAUAAAGGUAAUAAAUGUGAGAAAUCCUUUUUUGAGAAGUCAAAAUGCACUCAACGUCAGAGAACACACUUGGGGAAUAAACCUAAUGAGGGUAAUGAAAGUAGGAGGACCUUAAGUAGAAAGUCACACCUCACACAAAAUCAAAGAGCUCACAAAGGAGAGAAAACCUAUGACUGCAAUAAAUGUGGGGAAAGCUUCCAUAAGAAAACAGACCUGACUCAACAUCAGAGCACACACACAGGAAAAAAACCCUAUGAAUGUAAUGAAUGUGAAAAAUCCUUCUUUGUGAAGUCCAACCUCACCGAACAUCAGAGAACUCAUACAGGAGAAAAGCCAUAUGAAUGUAAUGAAUGUGGAAAGUCCUUCUGCCAAAAAUCAGCCCUCACAGUACAUCAGAGAACUCACACAGGAGAGAAACCAUAUCAAUGUAAUGAAUGUGGGAAAACCUUCUGUGUGAAAUCAAACCUGACUCAACAUCAAAGGACCCACACAGGAGAGAAACCCUAUAAAUGUAGUGAAUGUUGGAGAUCUUUCUGUGUGAAAUCUAAUCUCAUCGUGCAUAAGAGAACUCAUACAGGAGAAAAACCCUACAAAUGUCCUGAAUGUGGGAAAACCUUCUAUGAGAAGUCAGCUCUCACAAAACAUCAGCGAAUUCACACAGGGGAAAAACCCUAUGAAUGUAAUGAAUGUGGAAAAACCUUCAGCCAGAGGUCAGCCCUCACCAAACAUCAAAGAAAAACACAUAAGAAGAAAACUCCCAUCAACCCUCUCCAUGUGCAGCAACCUGCUUCUGCAAGCCAAAUCUGUUAAACAUCAGCAAAAUCAGAGGGCAGAAGACCUUAGAUGUCAACACACGUCUU